Messenger RNA from Dipodomys ordii (Ord's kangaroo rat), 2374 nucleotides. RefSeq names its product putative EGF-like module-containing mucin-like hormone receptor-like 4. The transcript has 17 exons. NCBI's taxonomy places the organism in Eukaryota, Metazoa, Chordata, Mammalia, Rodentia, Heteromyidae. Gene Ontology annotation, cellular component: membrane. Bases 116 to 2164 code for a protein of 682 amino acids. Gene Ontology annotation, biological process: cell surface receptor signaling pathway; adenylate cyclase-activating G protein-coupled receptor signaling pathway. Gene Ontology annotation, molecular function: G protein-coupled receptor activity; calcium ion binding. The record is from RefSeq and is a predicted model, not a curated record.
CUUCCUCCUUAGUUAGCACUGAAGAGGCACCAGGCUGAGGAGAGGCUAAGUCUUCGGCACCUUGGGGUCUGCUGAAGAGAGGACUGUUGGCUUUGUGUUCCGGUGUCUCUGAGCUAUGGGAAGCUGGUGCCUACCCAUGCUCGCUGCCCUUGGCGUCUUGCUGGCUGUGUCAGGAUGGGAAGUAACAAAUUCUAAAGCUCCCUGUCCCCACUGCCAUGUCUAUGCUGACUGCCACAAUACCACCCACUGCAUCUGUAAGCCUGGAUUCCAGCCCGCCUCUGGGCCAGGCCCCUUCAUCUGGCCCCAGGAGGCAUGCAAAGACAUUGAUGAGUGCCAGACACAGCAGGCGCGCUGCAGGAAAAAAUCUUACUGCAAGAACAAGAUUGGGAGCUACCUCUGCAGCUGUGUGGUAGCGGUGCCUUGGCUCAACUGGGUGGCCAGCAUCAUUGACAUCGAACAUCCACAGUGUUACAAAGACCAGGGCACAGAGACAGGAGGAACGGCCACGCCUCAAGUGAAUAUUUGGAGAGCUAUGGAUAAAAACGGAAACAGAAAAGACUUUGCGAAGAAUGUCACCCAAAUGCUUCGACGUGUAGAAUUCUUCAUAUGGAAUCAAAGUUCUGAUUUUCCAACAAAAGGAGAAUAUCCGGAGCUUGAUAUAGUCUAUGAAACCAAGAGAUGCGACCAGAAGACUGUUCUGGUAGCUGGAAACAACACAAUGGACAUCGACUGCGCCAGCACCCUCACGGGAUCUGGAAGGGAAGGUGGCGGUAAGGUGGCUCUCAUCACUUACCAGACUCUCGGGAACUUUCUGAACGAAUCCUUCUUCCAUCACAGAAAAGGGAUGCGGGGAGUCAGGCUGAACUCUCAGGUCGUGACUGGCACCCUUGGCUCAGAAGGCAAAAUCCACCUGUCAGACCCCGCACUGCUGACCUUUCAACACACUCAGCAUGGCACCCUGAGAAGAAAGUGCUUGUGUGUGUCCUGGGAAGGAUCCAAAGAAGGGGGCAGCUGGUCCACCGAAGGCUGCUCUCCAGUGAGAAGUAACGAUUCUUACACCACGUGCAAGUGCUACCACCUAUCUAGCUUUGCUGUCCUCAUGGCACUGGCCCCCAAGGCAGACUUCGCCCUGUCUGUGAUCACCUGCGUGGGGCUGAGCGUAUCGCUGCUGUGUCUCCUCCUGGCGGCCCUCACCUUCGUCCUGUGCAGGCCCAUCCACAACACGGGCACCACGCUCCACCUGCAGCUCUCUGUCUGCCUCUUCCUGGCACACUUGCUUUUCCUCACAGGCAUCAACCGAACUGAGCCGGAGACGCUGUGUGCCAUUAUAGCAGGGGUGUUACAUUACCUCUACUUGGCCUCCUUCAUGUGGAUGCUUCUAGAAGGCCUCCACCUCUUCCUCACCGUCAGGAACCUUAAGGUGGCCAACUACACCACCACAGGACGAUUCAAGAAGAGAUUCAUGUACCCUCUGGGCUAUGGAAUCCCAGCUGGCAUCGUGGCUGUGUCUGCAGCAGUUGGACCUAAGAAUUAUGGAACCUUUACCCACUGCUGGCUCAACCUUGAUAAAGGAUUUAUCUGGAGCUUCAUAGGACCCGUGGCAGUCAUUAUCUUGAUAAACUCGGUGUUCUUCUGCCAAAUUCUGUGGAUUCUGAGAAGCAAAAUCGCCUCCCUCAAUAAAGAAGUGUCUACCCUUCAGGACACCAGACUCAUGACAUUGAAAGCCAUCUCGCAGCUCUUCAUCCUGGGCUGUUCGUGGAGUCUUGGCUUUUUCAUGGUGGAGGAAGUAGGGGAGGUGGUUGGCUCGGUCAUGGCCUACUUGUUCACCAUCACCAACGUCCUGCAGGGGGUGUGGCUCUUCGUGGUGCACUGCCUGCUGAACCGCCAGGUGCGGAUGGAAUACAGGAAGUGGUUUAGUGGAAUGCGGAAAGGGGCUGAGGCUGAGAGCACGGAGAUGUCCCAUUCCACCACCCACACCAAAAUAGGGGACCCCGGGAAGUCAUUGGAGUCCAUUCAUGGAGAAGAUACUUGUGUGCCGCUGGCUCCCUCUGGUGGUUGUUGGUGGAUUGUGCUAAUGUGCCUUUCUCGUGAAACACCCAGACUUCCAGCAGCAGGCUGGAAGACCAUUUUUAUCACAGUUAUUAAUGCAUUUUACUGUAUAUAGUUUCUCUGUGAUAUUUUCCAUUCAUUUUUAUGUAUCAUGCUUUGAUCAAGCCUUCUAUUCAUCUCCUCCCCCGCCCUCUACCCCCCCCCAGCGUUUCUCCUUUCCUUCUCCCCAUCCUUUGCUUCCAGUCACCUUCUUCAACUCUAAUAAUUGUUUUUUGGCCUGUCAUGGGGCUUGAACUCUGGGCCUGGGCACUGUCCCUUGGCUCUU